CCCAACCCCCAUCUUCAUCACAUACAUACAUAAUAUAUAAUACACACCUCGAUUUGAUCGUUCAUCACUAAUAUAUAUAUUACUUUUCUUUUUUUCUCUAUUAAUUAAACUAACCCUACUCUCUCUCUCUCUCUCUCUCUAAGAAAAAAAGAAAAGAAAGAAAAAACAAAAGAAUCUCCCUCCAGUUUCUCUCUCUAGUUUAUGCCAGUAGUAAUGGCAGUGUUUCAGUGGCAGUGCAAGAAAAGAGAGCGAGAGUUUUCCUUGGGAAGGUAAACCAUACAUAACCAAAACCAAAACCAAAACCAAAUCCAAAACCCUCAUCCCCUAUUAAUUAUUAGUUUUAAUCAACAAAAAGAAAAGAGAAAAAAAAACCCUUUUGAUUAAGUUGCCAUACACACUCAAAACACACACAACACGCACUCUCUCUCUCUGCACUCUGCAGAAACUUUCUCUCUCCUCCUCGUUUGCGGUUUCUUUUCAUACCUUGGAAAAGAUUUUGUUUUUGUUUUUGUUGUUAAUGAAACAUUAAUUAAUUGAGAUCCAGUUUACUUUACUUUAUUUGCGAGACCAGAGAGCAAAAGAGGCCUUCACCAAAAACUGACUGCAGACUCUACACACACACACACACUAGUAAACACAAACAAACAGCGAAAUAUAUAUUUAGGAUUUUCUGUAAAAAGGCUGAACCAGUUAGCACAAAACUCGGGAGGCCCCUGCAAAGCUUACACCCUUAAAGAAGCAAAAAGAUUGCUUAUGCGUGUGUACAACCCUAACACCUUAGAGAGAGAAACUACUUAGAGAGAGAGAGACUGCUUAGAGAGAGAAACUAGAGAGAGAGAAAGAGACAAGUGGUGGUGAAUCAUAUCAUUUUAUAUUUUAUAUGACUGAAUAUUAUUGUUCAAGGGUUUAUCAAGUGUAGUAUUAGUGUAGCUCCUUCCAUCCAAGAAAUAUACAAGAGAGAGAGAGAGAGAGAGAGAGAGUUAGAGAGAGAAAGUAGAGAGAGAGAGCGAGGAAAAAAUGGAGGGUGGUGGUGGUGGUGGUGGUAAUAGCAAUUCUUGUAUGAUGGCUUUUGGAGGAAACAAUGAUGGGUUUUGCCCUAUGUUAAUGAUGCCUCCUCAUAAUAAUCAUCAUCAUACUACAGACGGUCGGAAUAACAACCUUUUCCUUCCUCUUAUACCGUCUUCCUCUAACCACCACCACGGCGGCGGUGGCGGCGGCGGUGGUGGUUCUUCUAUGAUGCUUGAAGAACACCACAACAAUGGCGGCGGGGGCAACAAUAAUAUAACGAGCACUGGCUAUUAUUUUAUGGAGAGCAAUAAUAAUAAUAACAACGAUGAUGGAAUUAAUGGAGGCGGCGGCGGCUGUUCUACAAAGGACAAGAUCAUGGCUCACCCACACUACCACCGCCUCUUGUCUGCUUACGCCAACUGCCAAAAGAUAGGAGCGCCGCCGGAGGUGGUGGUGAAGCUGGAGGAAGCGUGCGCGUCGGCGGCGGCGAUGGGGCGGCACGGCGGCGGGACGAGCUGCGUGGGAGAAGAUCCGGCGCUUGAUCAGUUCAUGGAGGCUUACUGUGAGAUGCUGAGCAAGUACGAACAAGAACUCUCCAAACCCUUUAAGGAAGCCAUGGUGUUUCUCUCCAGGAUUGAGUCUCAGUUCAAAUCCCUCUCUCUCUCUGCUCCUGCUUGUGGUGAAGCGAUGGAAAGAAACGGUUCAUCCGAAGAAGAAGUUGAUGUGAACAAUAAUAGCAGCUUCAUCGAUCCACAAGCCGAAGACAGGGAACUUAAAGGACAGCUCUUACGUAAGUAUAGUGGAUAUUUAGGCAGCCUUAAACAAGAAUUCAUGAAGAAACGAAAGAAAGGGAAACUUCCUAAAGAAGCGAGGCAACAAUUGCUCGACUGGUGGAGCCGUCACUACAAAUGGCCUUAUCCAUCGGAAUCGCAGAAGCUGGCGUUGGCUGAAGCGACGGGUUUGGAUCAAAAACAGAUAAACAAUUGGUUUAUUAACCAAAGAAAGAGGCACUGGAAACCUUCUGAAGAUAUGCAGUUUGUGGUGAUGGAUGCUGCACAUCCACAUUACUAUAUGGACAGCGUUUUAGGGAAUCCUUUCCCCAUGGAUAUUUCCCAGGGGCUUCUUUGAAACUAAAUUUCCUUAUGAGGGUUUUAUCGAAACUAACUUUUAUUUUAGUAUUUUAUAUAUAUUUUAGUGGAUUUAAUGAGACAUUUAUUAAGUGUCUCUAUUUAUAUAUAUUUUGAUAUGUUUAAGAGUGGUAUUGUUGGUAAUUAAUUAUAUAACCUGGAUAAUUGUUGUAUUAUUUAUAUGUUUUGGUGAAGUCUUUUUGCUUUGUCUUUGGUUAAUUCUUGUUUCAUAU
This is a messenger RNA of Erythranthe guttata (spotted monkey flower), 2368 nucleotides long. RefSeq names its product KNOX/ELK homeobox transcription factor (gene STM). The record is from RefSeq and is a predicted model, not a curated record. Gene Ontology annotation, molecular function: DNA-binding transcription factor activity, RNA polymerase II-specific; DNA binding. Gene Ontology annotation, biological process: regulation of DNA-templated transcription. Gene Ontology annotation, cellular component: nucleus. NCBI's taxonomy places the organism in Eukaryota, Viridiplantae, Streptophyta, Magnoliopsida, Lamiales, Phrymaceae.